AUGGACAAUGUUUUAGAAGGAGAUGAAACUAAAUUGGCUAUUGCAUGGAGUAUUGUAAAGAAUAAACCAAAAGAAGAAAGAAUAGACGCCUAUGUCAAAAGAUUGAGGAAGCAAUUGCAAGAUGAGAAGAAUCAUGAAUUGAAAGCGAGGUUAUUUGCUGAGAAACUACUAAAUCAAGAGAAAACCAAGUUACAAUUAAAAACUUCUUUUGUUUUUGAGACAUUGAAUCUUCCUAGCAAAGUACUGAAGAAGGAAAUAAACGAUAUCGACUUGUACCUGCUUUCAAAUAUUUAUGAGUGUCUUCAAGAAAAACGGGCAAGCUCAGACGGUGUUUCUUUGAAAACAUUUAAUUACGUUUUUGAUGGAAUAUUUCGGUUUCUAAAGUGCUCAGCAGAUCCGCGGAUUUCGUCUACCAAAGAUUAUCCAGACGAGUUUUUUGCCAAAAUUAAAAGUCUCUUUGAGGACAUUCUGAUCCUGUUAAAAAAAGACUUGCGGAUGAUUCAAAUUGCGAUACGCUUGGCCGAGUUGGCAGAGUUUGUUUUGCAUUUAAUUGUCGAUACGCAUCGGAUUAUGCAAACAAACGCUGCAACGGGUUACCCUGUUUCGCCAAGAGCGAAGUUUUUGGACUUUUAUAAAUUUUUGGAACAAUCAAUAUUUUUGAAACUGUCUACCGCGGCUCCUAACUUACUGGAACAGCUUGUGCAUCAAGUCGUAUCACAAUUGGAAACGUGCUUUCUUAAUUGUAAGAGUGCAGAUUUCGAAACAAGGCUCCUUUAUAGUGAAUGUUUCUUUUCUUUUACAGAAAUUUUCUUUCCGUGUCUUCAUUCAUAUGAUCUACGUAUAUCGAAGAUUGCAAAUUCAGGCGUUCGAAAGCUCAGGAACCUAAUUCAGCAAGAAGAGAUACAUACUCAUGAGGCGAACAAUUCUGGUUCUAAUUUUGCAUCGUCUUAUGUUUUGUUAGCUGGGCUGAAAGAAUUAUUACCUCCUAAUGACCUUUUUGAUGAUACCUAA
Messenger RNA from Schizosaccharomyces octosporus yFS286, 1011 nucleotides. RefSeq names its product meiotic recombination protein Rec24. The record is from RefSeq and is a predicted model, not a curated record. Gene Ontology annotation, biological process: meiotic DNA double-strand break formation; DNA recombination. The coding region runs from base 1 to 1011 and encodes 336 amino acids. The transcript is spliced from 2 exons. Lineage: Eukaryota; Fungi; Ascomycota; Schizosaccharomycetes; Schizosaccharomycetales; Schizosaccharomycetaceae.